Messenger RNA from Neltuma alba, 1791 nucleotides. RefSeq names its product aspartate aminotransferase P2, mitochondrial. Lineage: Eukaryota; Viridiplantae; Streptophyta; Magnoliopsida; Fabales; Fabaceae. The record is from RefSeq and is a predicted model, not a curated record. Gene Ontology annotation, molecular function: pyridoxal phosphate binding; transaminase activity. Gene Ontology annotation, biological process: biosynthetic process; amino acid metabolic process. The coding region runs from base 184 to 1578 and encodes 464 amino acids. The transcript is spliced from 12 exons.
AGGCACUUCUUCACUCUCGUCCCAUUUCGUGUUUUCUCAACAUUAUAACUAAGCCUGCUUUGCUGCUUCGUGCUCUUCGCCCCUUCUCCCCUUCGCUUCUUCUCUUCUAAACCUACCUUUGAUCGCAUCGCCCAAUCUUCGACCCACAGGCGUGCUAGUUCGAUACUUUCUGAUUCACCGACAAUGGCUUCCGCAAUGCUUUCUAUAACUUCGCCCUCAACCUCCGCCUCACUCUCGAUGCAUGACUCUCACAAGGGAAAGCCGAACUUUGGAGGUAGUGGUCUGAGAUUUAGCAAGGAAAAAGGCAACCCUUUCUCAUCUGCCAAGUCUUCUGGCCGGAUAUCGAUGACUGUUGCCGUUAACGUUUCUCGAUUUGAGGGUAUUCCAAUGGCUCCCCCUGAUCCAAUUCUUGGAGUUUCUGAAGCAUUUAGAGCAGACACGAACGAAGUCAAACUCAAUCUCGGAGUUGGGGCCUACAGAACUGAAGAUCUACAGCCUUACGUGCUUAAUGUUGUCAAGAGGGCAGAGAAACUUAUGCUGGAACGAGGAGAAAACAAAGAGUACCUUCCCAUUGAGGGUUUGGCUGCAUUUAAUAAGGCAACUGCAGAGCUAUUACUUGGAGCGGACAACCCUGUGAUCAAACAACAAAGAGUUGCAACUGUCCAAGGUCUUUCUGGAACUGGUUCUCUGCGAUUAGCUGCAGCUCUGAUAGAAAGAUACUUUCCUGGAGCAAAAGUUCUGAUAUCAUCUCCAACGUGGGGUAAUCACAAGAAUAUUUUCAAUGAUGCUAGAGUUCCAUGGUCUGAGUAUAGAUAUUACGAUCCUAGGACAGUUGGUUUGGAUUUUGAGGGGAUGAUAGCAGAUAUUGAGGCAGCUCCUGAAGGAUCUUUUGUCUUACUUCAUGGAUGUGCUCAUAACCCUACUGGUAUUGACCCAACACCUGAACAGUGGGAAAAAAUAGCUGAUGUUAUUCAGCAAAAGAACCACAUUCCAUUUUUUGACGUAGCCUACCAGGGGUUUGCUAGUGGAAGCCUUGAUGAAGAUGCAGCAUCAGUGAGAUUGUUUGUAGCACGUGGCAUGGAAGUUCUGGUUGCUCAGUCAUACAGUAAGAAUCUGGGUCUUUAUGCUGAAAGGAUUGGAGCAAUAAACCUCAUUUCCUCAUCACCAGAAGCUGCAGCAAGGGUAAAAAGUCAACUGAAAAGGCUUGCCCGACCAAUGUACUCUAAUCCCCCUGUUCAUGGAGCUAGGAUUGUCGCCAAUGUUGUUGGAGACCCAGCUCUCUUCAAUGAAUGGAAAGCAGAGAUGGAAAUGAUGGCUGGAAGGAUCAAGAAUGUAAGACAAAAUCUAUUUGAUAGCAUUUCUUCGAAGGACAAGAGUGGAAAGGAUUGGUCAUUUAUCCUUAAGCAAAUAGGCAUGUUCUCGUACACAGGCUUGGACAAAAACCAGAGUGAGAAUAUGACAAAUAAGUGGCACGUAUACAUGACAAAGGAUGGGAGGAUUUCCCUGGCGGGUUUGUCUUUGGCCAAAUGUGACUACCUUGCAGAUGCUAUUAUUGAUUCCUUCCACAAUGUCAGCUGAAACUCGGUGAAAUUUGCCGUAGAGCCUCACUUUAUUUUUUUCCCUCCCUUUGGCGAGUAAUAACAUGCUGCCAUGUGUUUAGACAUACAUGAAAAUAAUACAAUUGUGUUGCCAUGAUCGGCGUACAUUGGUGUACCUGAAAGUUCCAUUAGAAAUUUUGUAACCUCAAACCUGAAGCGAGUUGAAUCAAAAGUAUUUAUGCAUGAUGAUCAA